Molecule: messenger RNA, 5061 nt
Organism: Podarcis lilfordi (Lilford's wall lizard)
Lineage: Eukaryota; Metazoa; Chordata; Lepidosauria; Squamata; Lacertidae
Source: the annotation of a GenBank genome assembly
UUGGUUGCUGUGUUCCGCUCGCCUUCCACCAGCAACCUUUGAUUGGGCCGCAGGUGCGUUCGUCAUACCCUUUGUACCCUACCAGAGCCCAGCUCAGUGGCGAUGGUGGGUUGGCUUCCCUGCGCUGAACCCGGGAAAACGCGCGUGGUUUGUUAGAAGGGACGGAUCCUGCCUCCUCUGUUGUCCUUUGGAGUCCAGGUAGGCUCUGUAUGUUGCUUUGCUUUCGUUGAGAGCCAGGCAUGAGAGUUGCAGCGAAUACCCAGGGAGAGGUCUGUGUGUGUGUGUGUGUGUGUGUGUUUGUGUGUGUUACGGGGGGGGGGGUUCCUGUGGUUUCUUAAGGGCGAGGGAAAGAGCCUUCUGCACAUGCUCAAGUGAUGUGCGCUCACUUCUAUUUUUUCAGGGCGUGAGCCGUGGUACUGAAAGCAGACUUUAUGCAGCUCAGCACUGGAGAGUAUUGGCUUAGAAAAAUUUCUAAUUCUGGGUGGGGGACACGCACAGAUGUGAUGCAUCCACAACUCCCUAUGUGCCUGCAGCAGAGAAGCCGCAGAGUCUUGUGUAGGUGGCGUACGUUUGAAGCACGUGACUUCUCCCAAAUCAUCCUGGGAAGUGUAGUUUGUUAAGGGUGCAUGGAAUUGUUGCUCGGCGAGGAUUAAGCUACAAGUUCUCAGGAUUCUUUGGAGGAAAGUGUUUUACAUGUACAGUGCAUAAUGCAGCCAGAGAUUUAGCCAACAUCAGUCAUAUUCUGUGAAGACCCAUUGAAAUGAAUAGACAUAACUGACUUAGGUCUGUUAAUUUCAUUGGGUCUACUCUGAGUAUAAUUUGGUUGGAUACAACCUGCAGACAGUGUUCACAUGUUGGAAAAGGCACAGGAGUUGCCAUUCUGAGUUCCCUGUGAAGAGGGAUUGGUCUUUAAACUACCCUGGAAAUUGUAACACUUGGAGGAAAAUAGGGGUCUCCUAACAACUCUCAGCACCCUUCACAAACUACAGCUCCCAUAAUUCUUUGGGGGAAGCCAUGACCGCUUAAAGUGGUAUCACAAGGCUUUAAAUGUAUGGUGUGAAUGAAGCUUCGGCUAAAUUCUUUAUCCUUUGCUGCUAACAACCACUUUGUUCAGCAAGCUUCUCUCCCUGCAUCUCUUUCAGGCCUGGUCAGUCAUGGCAUCAUCAAAGAGGGCGGCCAGUGAGGGAAAGUAUUGCAGAGACUGGGAGGAAGAGGAGGAUCUGAAGGUCUGGCUUUGCCCCGUGGCAGGAGACCAUGGCAAAGCAGCCUGCAGGUUCUGCAAGGGUACAAUGCCUGCUGGCUACUCUGACCUUCGGCUGCACAUGGCCACGGCUGAGCAUCAGAAGCAUUUGCCUCCAGGUUGUUCUGUGCCUUCGGCUGAUGAGGGGCUUGGUGACCUGAAGCAUUCUGGUAGUGGAGCCACCAUUCCCAGGAGGACGGAGGUAACAAACGGGAGAUGUCCCAUGAGUGGGUUGUGUCUCUGUGUGAGUUGUAAUUCCAGGGUUUCUGGAAGCAUAUCCAGAAUAUCUUAUCGGUAUUGUGUAUAUAUGUACCUUCAGAAUAUCCUGUGGAUAGAAAUAUCCUAUGGAUAUACAUAGAAGUAUAUAAGUACGGUAUAGCAUAUUCUAUUAUUAUUAUUAUUAUUAUUAUUAUUAUUAUUAUUUAUUUAGCCUAUACUUUUUGGGGACAAGUGGGGCUUUUGGCCAGCAGGGAAUAGAUUAGUGCUUGACUUAAAAUAGCUGCCAGGUUUAGCUCGCAACUCCCAAUCUCAACAAUUUUUAAUAGCAAACUGAUGGAAAAAAUCCUUACUAGUUGGUUGGAAUGAAGGCACACAGUUACCGUGACUUCCUUCGCCAGGCAUUGUUCCCAUCGGCCAGUUCACCAAAGGCAAAAGAGGAAGAAAUGGAUGAGGCGUUGGUGAGGAACAGGAACGGAAAUUCAGCAGAGGUGUUUCAGUUCAGCGCUGAGCCUACCUUGGAAGACAUGUGAGACACCUUCCUUUCUCUCUUCCCACCUCACAGGCCCCACAUUUAUGGUUGAUUAUAACUUCACCCUCUCCUCCUUCCCACCCCCAAAUCUGAACCAAUGUGCAGGGGUCAUUGGUGCCAUUUGGGACUGGUAGGGCAGAAGGUGGGGAGACUAACAGUAGGUGGCGCCAGAGCCACUGUAGGCGGAGCCAUCCCCUGGCUGGUUGUAAGUGGCAGGGAAGUGGAGACUAGUCAAGAGCAAGUCUGAAGCUGCUGUGGCAGUGCCCCCUUUGCCCUAAUGGACCAGCCUCUGCUGAACACAACAUCAACCUCUCUUCACCUCUCUGUCUCUCCCACAGCCGAAGACUCCAGUCUGGUUUCACAGCUGAGCGUGGCUGGGGGAAGUACCACCAACCUCGGAAUCUGCUGCUUGCCCUUGUUGGGGAGGUUGGGGAGCUGGCGGAGCUCUUGUGAGUACGGGUGACGGGAUUGCAGAAUAGGCCUCCCUCCACGGGAAGUAUUUUGGGGAGUGAAGGGAAGGAGAGGAUGUAGGCCUAAAGAUGCUUUCAUAGAAUCAGAAGGGUCCUUGGCAAUCAUCUGAUCCAGCCUUUGCCAACCUGGUGGCCUCCAGAGGUUGUUGGACUACAACUCCCAUCAGCUGGCACCACCUCCUGAGGUAGUCUGUUCCACUGUCAAACAGCUCUUACUGUCAGAAAGUUCUUUCUGAUGUUUAGUCAGAAUCUUUCUUGUAACUUGAAUCCAUUGGUUCGAGGCCUGUCCUCCAGAGCAGGAGAGAACAAAUUUGCUCCGUCUUCCAUGGGACAGCCCUUGAGAUAUUUGAAGAUGGCUAUCGUAUCUCCUCUCAGUCUCAAUUGAACGGUUUCCCUCUGGAGGUUGUGGACACUCCUUCCUUGGAGGCUUUUAAGGAGAGGUUGGGUGGCCUUCUGUCAUGGAUGCUUUAGUUGAGAUUCCUGCAUUGAACUAGAUGACCCUCAGGGUCUCUUCCAACCUUAAAGUUCUAUGAUUCUUUUCCAGGCUAAACAUACCCAGCUCCUUCAACUGUUCCUCAUAAGGCUUGGUUUCCAGGCCCUUGAUCAUCUUGGUUGUCCUCUGCACAUGUUCCAGAUUGUCAGUAUCAUUCUUAAGUGGCAUUGCCCAGAACUGGGCACUCAGGGGAACACUUCAUGCAUCUGAGGGAGUGGUCUGCAGUUGACGAAAGCUUAUGCCACAAUAAAGUUGUUAGCCUUUAAGAUGGUGGCGGGAUGGACCCCUUUUCAGCCCUAGAGCCGCAUUCCCCUUUCCUGGAGACAAAAGUGGGCAGAGCAAUCAGUCUAAAUUUUAUCUUCGUAACGUAGGUUAAUGUCUACACGCAUCUUUCUCUGCCCUUCAAGAGGCAUGGUUGGUGUUCAAAGACACAUUUCAGCCAGGCAAAAUGUCUCUGGGGGGAGAGGGUGAGGCCUAAGCAGAGUUCCAAGAGCGAGGCAGAGAGGCCUAGUGGGUGCAGUCAGCCCUCAGGUGCCUCCCUCCUGCUUUAAGGUGUCCCAAGAGCCUUUGCUGGCUUUGCUGCAACAAACCACCAUGACUUCCCUUUGGAAGCUUCGAAUCCCUUCUUAGCGCCUUCCCCUCCUUACGCCAUCGUUUCUCUCCUGUUGCCCUUUAGCCAGUGGCGGGAAGAAGCCCCCGAAGGCCUCCCGGGCUGGACGGUGCCUGAGCGUGAAGCCCUCUCCGACGAGCUCAGUGAUGUCCUCAUCUACCUGGUGGCUCUGGCGGACAAGUGCCGCGUGGACCUUCCCUCGGCCGCCCUCCGCAAGAUAGGGAAGAACCGCCUCAAAUACCCAGCUGAGCGAGUUUAUGGGUCGUCCAAGAAAUACACCGAAUAUGAGAAACAACAGGACGGUGCUGCUGUUUCUUCCGGAGCAGCGAGGGGAGAAAACUUUUGUGUGGCUUUGGGAGCCUCCCGUCCUCCGGACACAAGCUGCGAGGGCUCAAAUGGCGCUGGGGCUUCAGGGCUCAGGCAGGGCAGCGCCUCAAAACAGGCCUCUACUUCGUCGUAGUCUUUUGUGAGAGGAGUCUAAAAAGCGCUAAUGCAAAGGGAGCGAUGUGGGGAGGGAAGGAUGCUGCCAUUAUUUCCUCCCUCUCCUUUUAUGUUUUUGAAGGUUUAGAUGAUGCUCACUCCAGUGAGGAAGGGAGCUGUUUCUGGCAGGGGAAUUGAAAGUGACUAGUCUGUGGGGGAAGGCCCUUCACUCUACACAGGCAUUAUGACUUUACCUCAGAUGUGAAACUGACAAGGGCCUUCUACACACUUCGCCUCCUGACUAGGGCCCAGUUAGAUGCCUCCAUCUUAGUUUUUGUUUUUUAAGAAAAGAAGCUGUGGGAAGCUGCCUGUUUGAACUGACUAAUGGGAGGUUAGGGCUGCUUUGCAUCUGAAUUUUUCCUCAAGCUUUUUCCCCACUGUCCAUUGGUGUGUGUGGAAGAGAUGCAUUUCCCCCAUGGGUGUAAGAGCAGCUUGAGAAGCCCCUUUAAGCAGGGAAAUGGUUGGAGUAGGGACCCUCACCAGGGUCCUUCCUCUGCUCAAACUGGCAGUCUCCCGUGGCUGUUUUCAUUUUAAUACGUACAUGGCCUUCAGCUCCUGAGAGACUAUAUCUUUUUCAGGCUGCGUCAUUGUAUGUCCAAUCAACAACCAUAUUGGCUUUCUUGGUUACAGCAUUACAUUGAGAGCUUAAGCGUUACAAUUUUUCCAUUCUGAAAAAAAUGACUUAUUUUAGUAUUGUCUCCUUGAGGCCUCAUCCGCUGCCCAGUUUUUCAGCUAUCCACGUGACCUCAUGACCCUCAUUUCAAAUAAUAGUGCAGCACUUUUGUUGCUGAGUACUUUUGUCUGUCACAGUUAAAUUUCUCUGGAGAAAUAAUCCUGAAUAAAUAUAUCAAGUGGAAGUGAAAAUAGGAAUCCGUAGAGGAGCAUCUGUUUGAUGACAGGCUUCUUUGGAGAUACAUAUUUUGUGCAUGAUAGUUUGUGGGAAAGUAGAUGCAUACAAAUGAUUUGGAGAUCUGUUAGGGAGCCAGUCUUCAGCCUUGUAAAAUACAUUUUAUUUCCAUU